AUGUUUAGAUCAAAGGAACUUAUUUUUCAAGAAAAUUCUAAUCAUUUUACUCCAUCAAAACUGAUGACAAACGAAAAAAUAACCAAUUAUUUACGUCACAUUGGAUUACAAACUGAUUAUCGAGAGGAAUCAACACAAACAGAUCCUUUUUCACCAACAUAUACCAUUUCUGGUGGUGAACAUCCUGAAGUAUUCGCUUUAUCUGACUUUACUUAUGGUAGAAAAGGUUUACCGGUAACAUCUGUUGAAAUUUCUUUUAUCGAACGCUUACGAGCUCGUCGUGAGUGGGAGCAAGAGCAUACGAUAGAUAUGACACGUGCAAAAAUAGUUAUUGAACGUGAAAUACGUCAAUGGCAAAUACGUGAAAAAGAAAUCAAAAUGUUACAAGAUACACAUCAUAAAUUAUUUACAAAAAAUCUUUAUACUUAUAUUAAAACUGAUGAAGAUCUUACACAAAAUAUCAUUGAUUUAUUUAUAUAUCGACAAGAAAAACAAUUGCAAUCACAGCAUAAACGACUUGAAAUUGAAACAUCUCGAGAUAUUCGUCGUAUAAAACGUAUGUAUCGAUUACGAGAAGCUCAAAUAAAUGCAGUGACAAGUUAUAAUCAUUUGGGAGUUAUUGGUAUGAAUCAACGUGGGAAUGGUUGUUUUACUUCGUUGAAACCACCAUGGCGUAAACGACCCGAUGAUAUAAUAACUACUUUUAAAAAUACAACUUCUAAAAUAAAUACACCUUGUUCUAGUUUUAAUUAUUUGAUUGAUCGAAAUAUUCAUCAAUCUCGAAUAAAUAUAUUCAAAUUAGAAGAUUUAUUACCUAAAAAUGCUUUAAUUACAGAAAUCGAUGAACCGUAUCGAUUAAUGAUACUUAAAAACAAUCAUUAUAAAAAAUCAUCUCGUCAUAUUCGAGAUUUAGAGAAAGCUCAUCAAUUGAUUCAAGACGAAAAAACUAAACAAUUAUUAAUACCAGAAAAAAAAUCUCUUCGAUUUGUAGAAAAAAUCGAAUUAAUAAAUCAUGCUAAACAAUCACAAACAAUACCAACACAAAUAGAAAGACAUGAUCAUCGUCGUAUAGCUAUUAUCAAACUACAAAAUUACUUACGUGGUAUUAUUGUUCAAUCAAAAGUAAUUAUUCUCGUCUUUUUCUUUCUUCAUUCGAAACAACUUUUUUAUGAAUUAAGGAAUGGAUUAAAACAUGAUAAAAUAUCAUCAUUAAAUAAUACCAAUGAUAACGAUAGCAACACAUUGAUAUCACCAUGUACUCAAAUAUAUGAUUAUCUUGAAGGUGCAACAAUGGCUGAUAUGUUUGACUUUUUAUCAAAAGAACUUCUUCGUCUUCAAUGUGAACAAAUAAUUCAUUUGUUUGUAUUACUUGCUGAUCGUUAUCGAUAUCAACGAGAAACAACAGAAACUGCUUGUCGUACAAGAUCUAUUGAACGACAGAUGUUUGAAGAUUGUGCACUUCAAGAAAUGUUUUCAUUGGAUUCAAAUAAUGAUAUUAAAUCUUAUUUAGAAGAUCUGAUUCUUGAAUCAAUUUCAAAUACUGCUAAUGAACAAGCAAAAUUAGAAAUAAAACAAAUAACUGAAACAUUAAUUAAUAUAACCGAUGAAAUAAAUAAUUCUUUAUUAAAUCAAGCUGGCAUCGAAAUGAUUGUAUCUGAACUUGUUCAUCAUUUUCUAUUUCCUACAGUUCAAAAAAUACUUACUCAAGAAAAAUAUAAAAAUUUCAAUCUGCAUAUCAAAUUACCCGCAAUCAAAAAAUAA
Molecule: messenger RNA, 1761 nt
Organism: Rotaria sp. Silwood2
Lineage: Eukaryota; Metazoa; Rotifera; Eurotatoria; Philodinida; Philodinidae
Source: the annotation of a GenBank genome assembly